Messenger RNA from Zingiber officinale, 941 nucleotides. RefSeq lists its product as uncharacterized. The record is from RefSeq and is a predicted model, not a curated record. NCBI's taxonomy places the organism in Eukaryota, Viridiplantae, Streptophyta, Magnoliopsida, Zingiberales, Zingiberaceae. Bases 50 to 604 code for a protein of 184 amino acids. The transcript is spliced from 3 exons.
UGUCGAGCAACGGACGCCACUUGUCGCAAUACUUGUGAUUAAGCAUCCCAUGCCAUGCCGACUCCUUAUCCUCUGGCCGUCCUCCCACCAACGAAAUGCCCGCUACAUCUUCUCUACCGUGCGGUUUCCAUUCCCUUCCUUUCACUGCUUUGCUGCGAGCAGUAAGAUCAAAUUAAAGUCGCGGAUGGAGAACCUGACAGCUAGCGAGAUAGCUGGGUUCGGAGUGGGAACUCUCCUGCUGUGCGCAACCAUAGCCGCCACUAAAGUCGACGCCUUCAUCUCAUCCUCCCAGAGGAGUAGUCACCAUGGGAUCAUCCUCGAGAGUUAUGGGAGCCAAAUGAAAGGAAUCCGGUCACCUUUAAAGUUAAUGGCAUUGGAUGAUUCUUUGGGCAUGUGUAAGAGAUGCGGAGAUCUAAGAAUGAUUGCAUGCUCGCGGUGUAAAGGAGUUCGAUCAGCCAAGAAAGGAGGCCCCUUUAGUUUCAUCAUGUUGGAAGAGAUUUCUGAGGCUUUGGGAGAUGGAAGAACCCAAAAACAGUUGACACCAUGCAUUAAUUGUCAAUCUAAGGGAAGAUUGCCAUGUCCGAAUUGCUUGAAGCUAUCCUGAUACUUCCUAUUUCCUCGGAUAUAUUUCAUCCAAGUUUCAUAAAAUGUUUUCUGCCGGAGGACAAAAGACACCAACUUCACCAAUUUUACAGGCUGUUAACGUUUUCAAGUGUGAGCAAUCAAAAUGGCAAUGCUAUAUAUCACAGGUGGCAUACGUGCUAACAUGCAGGGGUAGCGACUGCGAACUUGUCUGUCGAUGGCAAGCUAGUUGCCAACAUUCUCAAUGUAUUUUUCAAACGUUGCACUGAAAAUGUCACUGUUUAUGGUUAGCAAGUACUUCGAUUGUUGAAGUAAUUGACAAAAUGUGUUGGUGAAAUAUUCGAUUUUAGUUUGCAUCA